AUGCAAGAGACGAUUAGGCAGCAAGGGGAGCAGAUUCGAGACCUGAGAGAGCAACAGGCUCGUCCUGCACCUAUACUGGCACCUCAGGUAGUGCCACCGAAUGUGGGGGAUCGUAUGGAACCAAUUUAUGAGCGGUUCAGGAAACAAAACCCACCUGUGUUUGAGGGUGGCCCAGACCCACUGAAAGCAGAACAGUGGAUGACUAUGAUUGCUUCUAUCUUUGAUUUCAUGCGGGUAGAAAAUAAUGAUCGGGUACGAUGUGCUAUUUAUAUGUUACGAGAUGAUGCCCGGAUAUGGUGGGAGAUUGUUUCCCAAGGUCAUAAUCUGAAUACUAUGACUUGGGAUGCAUUCAGGGCACUGUUUUAUGAGAAAUAUUAUAAUGAAUCCAUUCGUGCCGCUCAAGCUGAAGAGUUCGCACGAUUAGUUCAAGGUAGCAUGACUGUGACUGAAUAUGCUACCAAGUUUGACAGGCUAGCCAAGUUUGCUUCUGAUGAAGUGGCCAGUGAUGCUGCAAGAAAAGCUAAGUUUAUCAGAGGUCUUGAAGAGUAUAUUGCUAGAGAUGUGAUUAUGGCAGCCAAACAAUCAGGGAUCGUGAAGACUUAUCCUCAGAUUGUGGACUUAGCUCUCACUGCUGAGGGGGCUGAAAGCAUGAUUCGUAAAAGAGUACUCAGAGGAAGGACGUGUGGAAAACCUAAUCUAGUACUGGAAAAGUUUCAAGGUAACCAGGGCUUUCGUCGAGGCAGAAAUGAGGUUUGGCAGCCUUACCCUGAAUGCCCAAAAUGCAAGAGACAUCACUUGGGUGAAUGCCGGUCUAGAGUUUGCUACCAAUGUGGAGUAGCAGGUCAUUUCAAGAACAACUGUCCACAGCUACAAAAGCCCGAGGCUAAGAAAGAAAGUCCUGUGGUUCCUGCUAGGGUGUUUGCUUUGACCCAAGCAGAUGCUGAAGCUGGCCCUUCGACAUUACAGGCCAUGUGA
Molecule: messenger RNA, 975 nt
Organism: Cannabis sativa
Lineage: Eukaryota; Viridiplantae; Streptophyta; Magnoliopsida; Rosales; Cannabaceae
Exons: 3
Coding region: 1-975 (324 amino acids)
Molecular function (GO): nucleic acid binding; zinc ion binding
Source: RefSeq, a predicted model, not a curated record